UAUCAGGCAUUGGGAAGGAUAGAUAACGCUUUUCUCCGCAACGUCUACUGAUCAGUGUGUGGUCUAAACGUCCAGUAGCGCUGACCAGUCGAGAUGGCUGACAACAGAGAUAAAGCUUGCGAUCAAAUGAAGAUAUGGAAGGAGCACAGAGCUUCUCAGAGGCCAGACACUCUGACCACAGGGGCUGGCCAUCCUGUUGGAGAUAAGCUGAACCUGCAGACUGCAGGACCGAGGGGUCCUCUGCUGGUCCAAGAUGUGGUGUUCACAGAUGAGAUGGCCCACUUUGACCGGGAACGAAUCCCAGAGAGAGUGGUGCAUGCAAAAGGGGCAGGGGCAUUUGGCUACUUUGAGGUGACUCAUGACAUCACUCGCUACUGCAAGGCCAAGGUGUUUGAGCAUGUCGGCAAGACUACACCUAUUGCUGUCCGCUUCUCCACUGUGGCUGGCGAAUCAGGAUCAGCAGACACAGUGCGAGACCCCCGAGGCUUUGCAGUCAAGUUUUACACUGAGGAGGGCAACUGGGACCUGACGGGAAACAACACUCCCAUUUUCUUCAUCAGGGACGCCCUGCUGUUCCCGUCCUUCAUCCACUCACAGAAGCGCAAUCCCCAAACCCACAUGAAAGACCCAGACAUGGUGUGGGACUUCUGGAGCCUGAGACCUGAAAGCCUGCAUCAGGUGUCUUUCUUGUUCAGCGAUCGAGGUUUGCCUGAUGGCUACCGUCACAUGAAUGGCUAUGGCUCUCACACCUUCAAACUGGUCAAUGCCGCUGGCGAGUGUGUCUACUGCAAGUUCCAUUACAAGACUGAUCAAGGAAUAAAGAAUCUGCCAGUAGAGGAGGCAGACCGCCUGGCUUCCACCAACCCAGAUUAUGCCACUGGAGACCUGUUCAACAACAUUGCCAAUGGCAACUACCCAUCCUGGUCCUUCUACAUCCAGGUCAUGACCUUCAAGCAGGCCGAGAAGUUCCAGUUCAACCCCUUCGAUCUGACCAAGGUUUGGUCACAUAAAGAAUUCCCUUUGAUCCCCGUGGGCAAAAUGGUUCUCAACAGGAACCCAGUCAACUACUUUGCAGAGGUGGAGCAGCUGGCCUUUGACCCCAGCAACAUGCCACCCGGCAUCGAGCCGAGCCCCGACAAGAUGCUGCAGGGUCGUCUCUUCUCCUAUCCAGACACACAUCGUCACCGGCUGGGAGCCAACUACCUGCAGAUCCCCGUCAACUGCCCCUUCAGGGCACGUGUGACCAACUACCAGCGUGACGGUCCAAUGUGCAUGUUUGACAACCAAGGUGGAGCUCCAAACUACUAUCCCAACAGCUUCAGUGCCCCAGAGACCCAGCCUCAGUGUGUGGAGUCCAAGUUCAAGGUGUCUCCAGAUGUGGCACGUUACAACAGUGCAGAUGAAGACAAUUUCACACAGGUUCGUACCUUCUACACCCAGGUGCUGAACGAGGAGGAGCGCCAGAGACUUUGCCAAAACUUGGCAGGGGCCCUGAAGGGAGCCCAGCUCUUCAUCCAGAAACGCAUGGUCGAGAAUUUGAAGGCUGUCCAUCCACACUAUGGAAACCGAGUUCAGGCUCUUCUUGACAAGUACAAUGUGGAGGCCCAGAAGAACACAACUACCCAUGUUUACAGCCGUCCAGGAGUCUCGGCUGUCGCUGCGUCCUCUAAGAUGUGAUGCCUUAAAUUUCCACUGGGGGAGCCCCUUCAUUUAUCUAAGAGCAGAUACUGAUACAUACUGAUAACCAACUGCUACUACCAGUAACAAAAUUUGACUUAACUUUCCAAUUACCAUCGGUGACAAGACUGAAAUACUAACCAUGUAGAAUGUGGGAUGGGGUUGGUUCAUUUUUAAUUCAGUCAAUGCAGACUGUUGAUUUUCUCAAAUUUCUCAUAGCUAGCAAUAUUCAGGAGGCUCUUGAUGUCUGAUAAAACCCUGUGAGGUAAAUGUGUCUUGAUUGAACAGCUGUUUUGGAAAUAUUCACCAGGAUUAGUUUUUUUCCAAUUUAAAACCACCACAGUGUUUAAUUUUGACUGUUGACUGGUUAUACCAGAAACAUAGCAAAUUUGAUUGCUUGACUUUUACCACAUAAAGCCUUUAAAAUAAUUUAAAUGUAUUAGAUUGCAUUAAAAUCAUUUGACUCUAUCUGCUGCCAAGUACAAUGAGUUAAUCAAUUCCAAAAAUGCGUGUGUGUGUGUGUGUGUGUGUGUGUGUGUGUGUGUACUAGGUUGUUGUGAUGAUGUAAAUUGGUGGUAAAUCUACACUGACUAACAAGUUCUGACCUAAAAUGGUAUUAACUUUGAGAGGAGCCUAAUUAUGUGUUGUUAGUCACUUUCAUCCUGGGAAGAGACCCUGAAGAUCCCAAACAGGAUGCAAACAAUAAAAUGUAUCACUGUCCAAUAUGAAUCACCCAUGUAACCUGCUAUGGUUGUGUUUUUAAACUAUUCUGUAUUUAGUGCCUGUAUUAAUUCAUUUGAAAUUCAUUUGAAAUCUUAUCAGCAGCUUU
Messenger RNA from Micropterus dolomieu (smallmouth bass), 2506 nucleotides. It is a transcript of the gene cat, whose product is annotated as catalase. Gene Ontology annotation, cellular component: cytoplasm; peroxisome; mitochondrion. Gene Ontology annotation, biological process: response to hydrogen peroxide; hydrogen peroxide catabolic process. The transcript has 13 exons. Lineage: Eukaryota; Metazoa; Chordata; Actinopteri; Centrarchiformes; Centrarchidae. Bases 94 to 1677 code for a protein of 527 amino acids. Gene Ontology annotation, molecular function: heme binding; catalase activity. The record is from RefSeq and is a predicted model, not a curated record.